UGUCUUCACUCUUCUGUAACCUUACUCCUCAGUUUGUUUUGGUCCUACAAAAGACUGUUUAUCCUUUUCACGUGAUCAGUGAUUAAAUAGUGCGAGAAAAAAGUUGAUUUACAUGAGUUUAGCCUGUUUACAACGUAAAAUAAAAGCCGAAACCUGAUUCAGAAUGGCUAUGUUCGGUCUGCUGGCGUCUGGGCGUAUGGUCCAGACAAAUUUUGACAGGGUUGGUGAAAAACAGUUUCUGAUAACAAUACCCGAAGCUGACUCAAUAAAUCACGUUGUUGUCUUUUUAACUGGGGCUGUCGCAUUUCCCGAUGGCUUUGGCGGAUUAGUAUAUUUUUCUUGGCCCAAUUCAAACGCCCCGCCUAACUGGUGUCUCCUGGGUGUGAUCACCAAUGAAAAACCUUCCUCCAUAUUCAAGAUAUCAAAUUUGAAAAAGGACAGCCAGCCUUCCCUUCAAGAGUCAGGCUUCCUUGCAUUUGCCCAGACGAAAAUAUCGCACGUUGCUCAAAUUGGCAUCUCGAUCGAGACUGCUGAUGUGGUCCAACAGCAACACAUGCUGCUCAACGCUGAAACGACAAAAAAUCAAACACAGUUCGUCGAGUUCACUCAGAAAAUGUUGGAGAGCUUUUUCAACUAUAGCGCCAGCUUUGUUCUUACACCAUCGCCGAAUGAAGCUUACGUACCAAUGAAAGUGGUCGAAGACUGGUAUAAGAACUUUGAAAGGAAACUAGCAUUGAAUCCAUAUUUUUGGAGGAGCUCUGCUUAGCACGAUAUCAUUGGAAUAUAUUUUUCAAAUGUAUAUUUACCUCUCUCUCUCUAUUUAUUAUAUCUUUUUGCCAAAACCUUAUGCUAAAAGUUUGAAAUGGUUGGUUAUCUUCUUGAAUUUUACUAAGGGUUUUAUAGGCUGUACACAAAUAAAAGUAAUCUAAACUUUGAA
Messenger RNA from Cimex lectularius (bed bug), 937 nucleotides. Its product is annotated as protein OPI10 homolog. The record is from RefSeq and is a predicted model, not a curated record. The transcript has 3 exons. Gene Ontology annotation, molecular function: Hsp70 protein binding; nuclear import signal receptor activity. Gene Ontology annotation, biological process: protein import into nucleus. Bases 164 to 766 code for a protein of 200 amino acids. Lineage: Eukaryota; Metazoa; Arthropoda; Insecta; Hemiptera; Cimicidae. Gene Ontology annotation, cellular component: cytosol; nucleus.